Messenger RNA from [Torrubiella] hemipterigena, 3772 nucleotides. The record is from the annotation of a GenBank genome assembly. Lineage: Eukaryota; Fungi; Ascomycota; Sordariomycetes; Hypocreales; Clavicipitaceae.
GAUAUAGGUUAGCAAUCAGGCACGCUGCUCCACCCACGAACAAACGCGUGCAUCAACACCAGCAGUUCACAGGUAAUAGCCAUGGUGGGCAAAAAUCCAAUCGUAAUAGACAGUAGCUCAGAAGACGAAGAUGAAGAUCUGAAGCGAGCAAUUGCUCUAUCGCUACAGAGCGGGGAGGAAGCUCGGGCCGACGAAGGCUUGCCGUGCAAACAGAGUGCAUCAGCCACAUCGGCUCUUCCAGCGCGGCCUGGGUUGGGUGGUCUAGAUCGCAGGAAGAUGGAAGAAGAUCGACUUGCAAGAAUCCAAAAACGCAAACCCGAGUCACCUCAACAAGAGAACCCCGCAAAGAGACACCAUGCAGUGGCGGAAACAAGACAUGAACCACGACUGAAGUUCCCGCAACCCGUUGUGAAACGCACAUGGGCAUUUGGAUACCCACGCACAGGAGACGAUGUCAAAAUAGAAGAAAUAUUUGACAAAAAGAAUCUACAGCUCGCGCUUCUUUCUUCAUUUACGUGGGAUGAAGAGUGGCUGCUAACGAAGGUCGACGUUAGGAAUACAAGACUUAUGCUGUUGGCAUACGCCAAUGACGAAGAAACUAAAGCAGCCAUGCAAGCAAAUACACCGUCAAACAUACGAUUCUGUUUCCCAAAGAUGAAUGGCCCCGGGGCUAUGCACUCUAAACUUCAAGUUCUGAAGUUUCCCAACCACUUGCGGAUUGCUAUACCGACUGGCAACCUAAUGUCAUAUGAUUGGGGAGAAACAGGUGUAAUGGAAAACAUGGUGUUUCUCGUCGACUUGCCACGCCUGCCCGACAAGACUACAUAUGUGCCAACAAUGUUUAGCAAUGACCUCUGUAGGUUUCUGGAAGAGUCUGGAGUCGAUGAGAGGAUGAUAUCGAGUCUUCAAAAUUAUGACUUUGCAGCCACGUCCGAAGUUGCAUUUGUGUACUCCAGACCUGGAAGCUAUAUGGGAGAUAAUUUAUACGACAAUGGGUGCAACUCUCUUGCCAAGAACAUUACGGCACUGGGUUUGACGACGGUAGAACCUGUCGAAAUAGACCUCAUUUGCUCCUCAUUAGGUUCAUUGAACUUCAACUUCAUUUCGACAAUAUACGACGCCUGUCUCGGGACAAAAGAUGGACAAAAGACACGUAAAAGAGAUGCGAAUGAUGAUAUUAUGAAGCGAUUUAGAGUAUACUUCCCAACAAAUGGAACAGUAGCCCAGAGUAAGGGAGGCAAACAGUCUGGAGGCACGAUAUGUGUUCAAUCUAAGUGGUGGAAUGCUUCUACGUUUCCCAAAGGAAUCAUGAGAGACUGCAUCAACACGAGGGCCGGGAUCUUGAGUCACAGCAAAGUCAUCUAUGUUCGAUAUACGAGCUUAAAAAGGGAGGACAAGUAUGCAGGAUGGGCAUAUGUGGGAAGUUCUAAUCUUUCUGAAAGCGCGUGGGGCAAGAUUGUCACCGACAAAGCCACAAAGCAGGCCAAGAUAACCUGUCGAAACUGGGAAUGUGGGGUAGUUAUGCCAUUGGCAAACACGGACACAUCUAACACGUCCAUGGUGAAUCUAAAGGACUUUGAAAGGGCAGUCCCAGUCCCCAUGCAACAACCUCCACGGCCAUACGCAGCGAACGAGCAACCCUGGUUUUUCCAAGGCCCUUAAGAGUACGCGUCAUAGGAAACAAGUGAUCCAAAGGAAAAAGAAGGUUACAGUGACAUGCGAGGCAUUAUUUGCCUAGAAACAAAGCUACUAUCUCAUUGUUCAUUGUUUACACUCCAGCAUUGCAUAAUAAAGUUUCAUAGCUUGGAAAAGCUUCUUGAUCAUCCAUCUCCAGGCACAAAGUUUAGGCCAUAGAGUCAAAUAAAAGGGUACCUUAUCAGGGGCCGAGAGUUUUCUAUUAUGCUAUGAACAUUGAGUAACAUGUUCUGCAUCUUUGAACUGUAGUCUGAAGCCUGGGACAUCACAAGCCUUUGGUAUGGUCUGCCGGCUACUGUACUUACAAGCGACGUCAGUGGCUGUACCACCCUAUGUGGUUUUCGUUCAGGACGAGUAAAGGCGCCCGCCCACUUAAAAAAACAGGGAAAAAUCGGACAAGUCCGCGUGCACAGCAGAAAGACUCACCCAGCGUAAAGACUAGCCACAAGGCCAAUCCUGAAACAACGGUGGCAACUAGGUUCCCAGCAAAGUUUUCGAUUUCGGGAGGGGAGAAGAGGGAUUCACGCUCUGGCGUAGCUGCUUGCGGUGGCUGCCGGCGAAUGGCGUGGAGCUAGGCCGGAAGGGCCCCGCCUGGGUGGCCCGUGCGCGCCCACUUCCGGAAUGGGCCAAACGGGCACAAGUGAGGGGAGCGAUAAGCCUGGGUUAACGUAUGUUGGAGGGGGCGCAGGCAGGAAUUUAGUGGGCGUUGGUGCCUUGUGUGUGCCACUGGCUGCCACUGUCGCAAGCGUUGAGCAAUGAAUGACCUGCAUACGGAAGACGAAGCCGCCCGAUCUGCUGCAGCAAUCUUGUGGUGCAUGAUCUGGUGAAUCGCAUGGCUUUGCGCAGCACAACAGAUGGGUGAGGGGGUUUUCAUUCUUCUUCUCCGUACGCUGGGGAUGGACCACCCUUCUGCUGAUUAGCAGUUUUAUUUUGUUCCCCUCUCUUUUUUAAAAAAUAGCGAUUAUUUCCUGGAAAUCCCUCGGUCCUCCCGCAAUCGAGAAUAGAGUUUGCUUCAUGGUACGGCUCCGUUGUAGACCCGGCACUAGUGCGCCCAGAAUUUGAUCGUGCGACAGCGACGUAUCAGCACACAACGCAGGCAAUAGACGGCAUGUCUCGGAUGGACGUGUGUGACAGAAAGAGCCCCCAACUGAAGGGUUUUGUUUUUUUUCUUCUUGUUUGGCCGUUGUGCACUAUCAGAAGCAUGGUAAGGCGGCAUCCGGAACGGUCCAAUACACCGCGCCGGCGAACCACUGUUCUCGUACCUGCGUCGAUACCCAGCCCGCGGGCGGGUCAGCGUGGUAGCAGCGUGAUCGUGAAGAGAACCAAAAAACAAACGAGUCACAUUGCGGCAGCGAAUGAGAGGUCGACUUCGCUAGGCUAUAGCACACCAGUGGUUAGUGGAGCAGCGGUGGUCACCCGGCUGAUCAGGAUCCGGGCCUAAAGAGGAUCCCAGCUGUGCUCUCUUGACGAAGCCUGGUUGGCGUUUACUGCUGCGUCUGAAUCGCGGACCUCGACCGAUUGCGUGUAAAGGAUGGGCGUGGCGGUUCUCCAUAUUCCCGAGGUGAUGUGAUAGUGAUAGGAUAGAUGGGCCUAUUUUUAUCGCUCUUCGGGGGGAGCCGUCGCACAGGUCUACCUCUGCUGCUCUGCCUGGCCGCGUCUCCAACCGUCGGGUGUGUCCAUCCAUCCAUCUGCUUCCGUUCUGGCGCUGCUUAGCACGGCUCUCACGCAUCCGUCACCAAGGCCCCCCGCUGCGUUCAGCUAACACUUGGGCUUUUCACAGUGGUGGGGCAAGGUCGGUGGGCUUGUUUUCUCACCCGGCUGUGCUUGGGAUGUCCCCAAGGCGUUAUGUUUUAUGUGUUUGCUGUUCUAUAAACCUUUGUUUUAUUGGGGGCUGUAAACAGGCGCUGCUAGCACCUUGUUUCUAUUAUGUUUUUGCCGCAGCCGCAAGUUUAAUCCAAAAGGUGGGAUGGGGGAGGGGGGAGGCCCUCUAGCAGAAAGCAAAACGCUCUGGUUUCUGCGGGUGUGUCUUGCAUACGCCAAUCGCCCCAAGAAACCCCACUACAGACAGGACGGGUAG